AGCCACAAGCAGCUCGCAGCCGCAGCAUCAACAGCAUCAUCUCUCUCUCUCUUUCUCUCUCUUCUCGAGCCCUUCUCCAUUCUUCUGCAUUCGUCUCUGACUCUGUUCGCAGUCCAUCGUCUGCUGCGAGAACGCAACAGAACGCUGAGAAGUUGGAGUGAGUGAGUGAGGUUCAGCAGUGUCGAGCGGGCCGGACCACAAUCUCAUCAAUCUGAGACUCGAACAAUUAUGGCCACCGCUUCGUCGUGUCAGCUCAAGUGCAGGAAGGCGGUGGGAAUUCUGAUCCUGCUCAUGUGCUGCACGUCGCAUUACGCCGAUGCGCGAAUAGCGUCGCAAUUCGCCCUUCCAGCACGAGACGAGGAAGUCGGCGAGGAGAGUGGGCUCGAAUCGCAGAGAGCGUUCGAGUCGCUGCUGACUCUGGAUCAGCAGCAGGCGGGCUCGCGGAGGCUGUCGUUCCUGGUCCCGACGCCGUCGAUGAUUCUGCCAUACCACAACGGCGUGAUUCUGUCGGGGGCGCCGGAGAUCGCCGUGUACGUGAUCUGGUAUGGCAGCUUCGGCGCAGCGCAGAAGGCGCCAAUUGUGGACUUCCUGUCGUCGUUCUCGGCCGCGCCGACCGUGGCGCCGUCCGUGGCCUCGUGGUGGAAGAUCACGGCCGGGUACAAGGAUUCGCAGGGCCUGGCGGUGGCGCCCAUGGUGAGACUGGCAGGGCAGCAGGAGCUGGCGGAUUACUCCCGAGGCAAGGCGCUCAAGAACGCCGACAUCCAGGCGCUGGUGCUCAGCUCGCUGGCCACAUUCCCCGUCGACAGCAACGCAAUGUACGUGGUGCUCACGGCCGAGGACGUGGUGGUGGAGGACUUCUGCCGGAACGAGUGCGGGGCGCAUCUCUUCACGGGCCCGAGCGCCGCCACCAAGCAGCAGCAGCUGCCCAUCGCCUGGGUCGGCAAUUCGGCCUCGCAGUGCCCCGGCCUGUGCGCCUGGCCCUACGCCAAGCCCCAGUAUGGGCCGCCCGGCGAGCCCCUGCUGCCGCCCAGCGGCGACGUUGGCACCGACGGCCUGAUCAUCAACCUCGCGACCAUUCUCGCCGGCUGCGCCACCAAUCCCUUCAACAACGGCUUCUUCCAGGGCGACGCCUCGGCCCCGGUCGAGGCCGCCACGGCCUGCGCCGGCACUUAUGGCGCCGGCGCUUACUCCGGCUACCCCGGCCAGCUCCUGCUCGACUCCGCCUCCGGCGCGAGCUACAAUGUCCUCGGCGCCCACGGCCGCCAAUUUUUGAUGCCCGCUCUCUGGGAUCCCGUCACUCUGGCCUGCGUUGCGCCCUGAUCGCUGUCAGACACUGCCCCUCCUGCUCGAUGAUCUCGCGCUUGUCGCCUCCAUCUUAUUUACGUUAUCUAAGAGUACCUUGUAACGUAGUAGACAUACAUAGACAGACAGAGACAGACAUAGAUAGAUAUAGAGAGAGAGAGAGACGAUUAGAUACAACAGAGCACGAUAAGGUGCCGAGGGACUCCAUACUUCCCCAUCCGCCAAGCCAGCCAGCCAGCCAGCUAUCUGUCCAUCGUUUCAUCCUCGCUCGCUCACGUGGUUGAGAGAACAGAAUUGGGAGUUUCGUGUACAAUGGGGAAUUGCGGCUCGAGACAGAAUGUAUCAUCAUUCAGAGGCGGAAGAACUAUCAGAGGAAUCUUCUAGUAGCGGUAGGAGUAGUGGGAACAUCAUACAACAAGCAAGCGAGCGAGCACGCACGCAAGGGUCAUGAUCGCUCGCAGUUGCUGCUGCGUGGAUACUUCCGGAAGGGCGGACGGUCCAGCAGUGGGUCAGAAUCCAGAUGUAAGAUUUAAGUAAUAAAUAUGACACCUGAAGGUGAUAAUCAUCCCGAGGUUGCUCUUACAUAC
This is a messenger RNA of Marchantia polymorpha subsp. ruderalis, 1889 nucleotides long. Lineage: Eukaryota; Viridiplantae; Streptophyta; Marchantiopsida; Marchantiales; Marchantiaceae. The record is from the annotation of a GenBank genome assembly.